AAGUAGUAUGCAAAAAUACUUUGGAAUUUUGGGCAAAUUAUUUAAAAAUAAUAAAGUUGCCCUACUUCAACAAAAAAAAUGUACACAGGUGAAAAGUUUGCUAAAAUCAAUAGGGACAAAAAAAAAAGUUUCUGUGAUUAAUUCAUUGACUGAACACAAUAGCACUAAGGAACCUAAUCAAAUAUGUUGUAAGUUAAUUAAAAAAAAAAAUGAAAUCCAUUUUUUUAAAUUGCCUUCUGUAAAGUGUUUUCAAAAUCUAAUUGUGUUACUUUUUAGUCUCAGUCAAAAUGAACUUGGAAGUGAAUAUAAAUAGAAAUAUAACUACAUUUGCAACUUCAGAUAAAACUGCAAAUAAAACUCCAAGUACAAAUAGAACUACAACUCCCAGUACAAUUACAACUUUAACUAUAACUACAACUCCAGAUACAACUGAAGAUACAACUCCAAAUACAACUCUAAGUACAAAUAGAACUACAACUCCCAGUACAAUUACAACUACAAUUAUAACUACAACUCCAGAUAUAACUGAAGAUACAACUCCAAAUACAACUCCAAGUACAAAUAGAACUACAACUCCAAGUACAAUUACAACUACAACUCCAGAUACAACUCCAGAUACAACUCCAGAUACAACUCCAAAUACAACUCCAAAUACAACUCCAAGUACAAAUAGAACUACAACUCCAAGUACAAUUACAACUACAACUCCAGAUACAACUCCAAAUACAAGUCCAAAUACAACUCCAAGUACAAAUAGAACUACAACUCCCAGUACAAUUACAACUACAAUUAUAACUACAACUCCAGAUACAACUCCAGAUACAACUCUAGAUACAAAUCCAAAUACAACUCCAAGUACAAAUAGAACUACAACUCCCAGUACAAUUACAACUACAAUUAUAACUACAACUCCAGAUACCACUCCAGAUACAACUCCAAAUACAAUUCUAGAUACAACUCCAAAUACAACCCCAAAUACAUCUCCAGAUACAACUGAAAAUACAACUCCGAAUACAAUUACAACUCCAAAUACAACUCCAAAUACAUCUCCAGAUACAACUGAAAAUACAACUCCAAAUACAAUUACAACUCCAAAUACAACUCCAAAUACAUCUCCAGAUACAACUCAAGAUACAACUCCAAAUACAACUCCAAAUACAAUUACAACUGCAAAUACAACUCCAAAUACAUCUCCAGAUACAACUCAAGAUACAACUCCAAAUACAUCUCCAGAUACAACUCAAGAUACAACUCCAAAUACAACACCAAAUACAACUCCAAGUACAAUUACAACUACAACUCUAAAUACAGCUCCAAAUACAUCUCCAGAUACAACUCAAGAUACAACUUCAAAUACAUCUCCAGAUACAACUGAAGAUACAACUCCAAAUACAUCUCCAGAUACAACUCAAGAUACAACUCCAAAUACAACUCCAAAUACAAUUACAACUGCAAAUACAACUCCAAAUACAUCUCCAGAUACAACUCAAGAUACAACUCCAAAUACAACACCAAAUACAACUCCAAGUACAAUUACAACUACAACUCUAAAUACAGCUCCAAAUACAUCUCCAGAUACAACUCAAGAUACAACUUCAAAUACAUCUCCAGAUACAACUGAAGAUACAACUCCAAAUACAACUUCAAUUCCAAGUACAAAUACAACUACAACUCCCAGUACAAUUACAACUACAACUAUAACUACAACUCCAGAUACAACUCCAGAUACAACUCCAUAUACAACUCCAACUCCAGAUACAACUACAGAUACAACUACAGAUACAACUACAGAUACAACUAAAGAUACAACUAAAGAUACAACUUUAGAUAUAACUACAGAUACAACUACAGAUACAACUACAGAUACAACUCCAAGUACAAUUACAACUACAACUUCAACUUUAACUAUAACUCCAAAUAGAACUCCAGAUACAACUCCAAGUACAGAUUUACAUUUGCCAAUGGAUAUGGAAGAAAAGAAGAAAGAAGACAAGAAGGAUGAAGCCGAUGAAGAAUAUUCAAGAGCUGUAAGAUAUUUUUUUAUAUUUAAAACAAUGAUAAAAUAUUAUUCAUAACCUAUUGGUAACUAUUUCUAAUAAAAUUUUUUUUAU
Molecule: messenger RNA, 2111 nt
Organism: Leptopilina boulardi
Lineage: Eukaryota; Metazoa; Arthropoda; Insecta; Hymenoptera; Figitidae
Product: mucin-2-like
Exons: 1
Coding region: 288-2075 (595 amino acids)
Source: RefSeq, a predicted model, not a curated record